Molecule: messenger RNA, 450 nt
Organism: Ixodes scapularis (black-legged tick)
Lineage: Eukaryota; Metazoa; Arthropoda; Arachnida; Ixodida; Ixodidae
Exons: 4
Coding region: 1-378 (125 amino acids)
Source: RefSeq, a predicted model, not a curated record
AUGAACAGUGAAGAUGAAGAUUCUCCAGAUGAGAGGCAAAGUGUGGGCAAGGGUCGUGGAUCCACGUCUCAUGAGGGAGGCAAGGUGCAGUCACGGCCCCCAACGCGUAUCACGGACUUGGUUCAGACCAUCGAGUCGCAGCUGCAGAAGCGGCAGCUGCAGAAGCGGCCCCUGGGCUCGGUGAACACGGUCAAGGACGUUGUUCAGGUGGAAGACGUCCCGAGUUUGAAUGCGGGGGACCAGAGGCUCCCAGUUUUGAUACUUCCAAAACGAGUGGACAACAUGGCAACACCAUCCUCAGGUGUUGGCACAAGGAGAGAGACCUCCCCUUCCCAGAACUACAGUGAAGAAGACCUCAGUUUAGAGGAACUAAGCUGAAAGGUCACCCAAGUGAAAAGCUGGCUCUUAGAACUCAUUUAAUUGCUCAAUAAAUUAUCUUUUUUUACAGAA